CACUUGAAAGCCUAAACUGCUAAUGUUCGGCUCGCCGAAGCUAGCUUCCUUUCUUGUUUUAUUAUAAACGAGAAAAAUACGAUGUCAAACUAAUAAAUCUUUUAAAUUUUUAUUUUAUGAAAACAAUACCGUUAUUAAAAGUUGUUGUUGGAUUUCAUUAUCGCAAUACAUUUUAGUUUGUUUUAUAAAUAUAAAUAUCCGCUAUAUAAAUAUGUAUCCGCUUAUCGCUGAAUUUCUGGUUUCUGGGCUCUCCAUGAUUAAUUUAUGUGAUUUCUUAGAACGAACAGCCAUGUUUAGUACUAAAGCGUUGUUUCGCGUGGAAGGAUGGAUGGUCUGCUCUCAUUUAUGUUGACCUUGUUGGUUCUGAGCCACAAGGGACAAUCCCAGCUUCUUGACGACAAAUGCCAUGGAGCGGUGAACUCCAAUUCGCGUGCUCCUCUGACCGAAACGCCUUGGAUGGCGAGUGUUUAUAAUAAGACAGAUUUUCUUUGCGGAGGAACACUAGUUCACAAACUCUUCGUCUUGACGGCAGCGCAUUGCAUAGUUCAAAAUCCUGAACUAUUCGUGCGUUUGGGCCAGACUCAAAAAUCUUGUACUUCAUUCCAAUGCAAUAGCGUCGAACAGAACGGAGUUGCCUUGGCUAUACCCCAUAAUGAUUUCGAUCCUAGGCACUUCACCAACGAUAUUGCUCUGCUGAGACUGCGAGGAGAAGUCAACUACAAUGCAUACAUCCGUCCGAUCUGCAUAAUGCUGGAUGAUAUGGUUGUAUCAGCAGGAGUGCCAUUCUUUUCUGCCUGGCGUCAAACAAGGAGGGAUUUACCAGUUCAAGAACUUCAAGCAGUUAAUCUUACCCAUUGGAACCAGUACGUGUGCCUUAGAAAUGGAAGGAACAUACAAGACGGAAAUCAGAUAUGUGCCGGAAUACCAGAACAAUACUCCUGUAUGGGACCUGCUGGUGGUCCGUUGGCGGUCAAACUCCCACUGGCCCAGAAAAGAUUGACUGUUCAAUUCGGGAUAGUGAGAGCCGGGCACGAAUUGUGCAACACUGUUGGGGUGUACACCGAUGUCACGGCCUACAAAAACUGGAUACAUAACACUGUGCGUGAUUUCGAAAUGAAAGGCGAUCCUGUCUUGUACGACGAGUGUAAUAGCAACUGGACCGACGACGUGAUUGUCCGUCUAUGGGAGAUAUCACUGUUGCAGAACUCUGUGAAGGGCGCGCUAAUCACAAACCGUUUUGUUAUGACUGUGGCAAGUGCUUUUCGCUCGGAUUCCGCUCUAGUAAAGGUGGAAACAAAAUACCAGAAGACUCUUGACGUCGAAUCGAUCCGCAGGCAUCCCAAGUUUGCACCAGGAUCGUUGAAAAAUAAUAUUGCUUUGAUCAAACUAGCUCAGGAAGUGCCGAACCAAGAUCUUAUGAAACCAAUAUGCAUUGUUCUGAACCCAACGCUUCCACGAAGAUUGGCGGCGCUUGCCAAUUUGGAGACUCCCAAUUUUAGGGGGGUUCAGAAAGUCGAUUUAAAAACAGUCGAUCGUUCUACUUGCUCGCAAAUAAUUGGAGGAUCUCUGGAAUCCAGUCAGUUCUGUGUUGAAAAACCUCGAGGUGUUUACUACGAGACUCCUGGCUUAAUCGUGGGAACAUUUCAAGAUAUCGGCGGCGUCGUUAAGUAUCUUAUUUUUGGCAUAUUAAGCUUCAAUAGAAACAGCGUAUUAGUUUUCACAAACAUUCAAAGCUACGCUGACUGGAUAAUAGACACUGUUUAUGGCACUUAAAAUAUAUUUUUAGUAAUAAUGUGAUUAUGAGAAAAUACGACAAUAAAAUUGAUAAGAACCGAAA
Drosophila ficusphila is the source of this 1837-nucleotide messenger RNA. RefSeq names its product duodenase-1. The transcript is spliced from 7 exons. Gene Ontology annotation, biological process: proteolysis. The record is from RefSeq and is a predicted model, not a curated record. NCBI's taxonomy places the organism in Eukaryota, Metazoa, Arthropoda, Insecta, Diptera, Drosophilidae. The coding region runs from base 325 to 1773 and encodes 482 amino acids. Gene Ontology annotation, molecular function: serine-type endopeptidase activity.